AUGGUCCAAUAUCGCCUUUCCUACCCCUCGAGGAUAUCUCACAUCGCUUCUACGACCCCUCCCCUUCGCUCCAUCCUCAUCCGAGCACUUCAUGCCACCUCGACUUCUCAAGCUGGUGGACCGAGGACAGCUCAACCUGGAAGAUCAAGUAAGGGCUCAUCCUUCAAGCAGUCCACCAACAAGAUCUCUUUCGGUGCGAACCCAUCAUUCGGUCAGAAACCAGCGUUUGGCAAGAAACCUUCUUUCGAUGGUCAAUCCCGAUAUCCUGCCUUUAAAUCGAAUGAUAAAGGUAAAAUACAUCCCACUUCAUCAAGAAGAUUAGCGUCAUUCGAAGAAUCCCAUCAACCACGUCGGUCAUCCAGGCAUUAUAAUGAGGCGGAGGAAGAUGCUUCAGGGUCGAUACCGUCUUCAUCACGAUUCCCGAAAUCACAACCUUUCCAACCACCUUCUUACCCUUCCACGCCAACUCUCUCCGAUCCCACUGCAGCUUCACCCCGACCCUUCGAUGCGUUCAAUCUGACUCCUGGAUUGCUGCAAUCCUUGACAUCGCAAUACGGUCAAGAUGGAAAGACUACACCUAUCCAAAGUCUCAGUUUCGCGAAUAUCCUUUCCACUUCGAGUCCAACUUCUAGUGAAGGUCAGAGGGUGAUCCUAGGUGCUGAGACAGGAAGUGGCAAGACAAUGUCUUAUCUCGUUCCUUUAUUCCAACAUCUUAAAUCGACUGAUCAAAACAUCCGAGAUUCAGAAGAAGAUGCCCAACAUUUACAUCCUCGAUCUAUUAUACUAUCGCCCACUCACGAGCUUACCAGACAAUCCAACCGAUUCGCCAAAUCUCUCACGCAUACCACCAAACUUAGCGCGAUGGGAUUGAGCAAUACUGCUGCUGGAGGUGUUGGUGCUAGGAGAGGUACGGUCGAUGUGUUACUGGGCACGGUCGGAAGUGUGAGAAGGAUGUUGGGUAUAAGGAAAGAUCAAGAACAAGAUCAGGAAGAGAAUGAAAGGGAAGAUAUCGGUAGUGGGCUAUGGAAGAAGGAGGAGGGGAAUGGUCUGGUAAGGAGCGAUAAAGUGGAAUGGGUGGUGAUUGAUGAAGCGGAUGUGUUGUUGGGCUCCGACUUCCUUGACGAAACAUUGUCAAUCUUAUCCAAAAUCCCUAUAUCAUCCCAAAUCAACCUGAUCUUAUGUACCGCAACAUUACCACCUUCAUUGCUCAACCUCUUAUCCUCCCACCCUUUAUUCUCAUCCACCAAAUUCACUCAUCUCCUCUCACCAGGUCUACACAAAUUGCCAACCAAAUUGGAGACUCGCUUCGUACCGCCGUCGAGGUCUGGUAACCGACUAGCAGACGUUGCUCACGAGGUCCGAAGGGUAUUCGCUGAUGAUGCUGUUAAGUCGAAAUCAAAUCUUCAAGCCGGAGGGGAAGGGGACAGGGAGAAAAGCAAGAUUAUCGUGUUCUGCAAUUCCGAUAAGAAAGUGGAACAGCUAUCGAAUACACUGGAAACAAAGGGACUGCAUUGUUUGGCUUGGACGAGCGAAAGUCAGUGUCGCCAGCGAGGGAGGAAUGGUCCGUUAGAUUCUUUCUUGAUGAAAUCUGUCACGCAACAGCCCAGGAGGAGAUUCCAAGAACAACAAGAGCAAGAAGAAGGAACAGAAGAUAAAUCGACAAGCGGUACUAAGUCCUCUGCAUCCUCAUCUUCAUCCUCAUCUUCUACACCUAGGAUACUUGUGACUACAUCACUACUUUCUCGAGGAUUAGAUUUCUCACCGUCUGUCUCAUCCGUAUUCUUACUAGAUCCACCAAGGGACGUAUUGGAUUUCGUCCAUCGGGCAGGUAGGGCAGGAAGAGCUGGUAGGGAAGGAAGAGUGGUAGUCUUUGGCCUGGGCGAUGGAAGUGGGAUAGGUAAAUCGACGAAAAAGAAGGGAAAGGAAUUACAAGUUGGGGAAGUAUUGGGAAAGACACAGAUUAGGAGACAGAUGUUGGGUGGGAGAGUGAAAAGAGCGAGAUUGUAG
This is a messenger RNA of Kwoniella mangroviensis CBS 8507, 2007 nucleotides long. RefSeq lists its product as uncharacterized. Gene Ontology annotation, molecular function: nucleic acid binding; ATP binding. Bases 1 to 2007 code for a protein of 668 amino acids. The record is from RefSeq and is a predicted model, not a curated record. Lineage: Eukaryota; Fungi; Basidiomycota; Tremellomycetes; Tremellales; Cryptococcaceae. The transcript is spliced from 2 exons.